AUGGAUAUAGAAAGAUUCAAGAGACUCAGUAUUCCUAAAAUUGAAGCAGGAAAAAUGACUGAAGUUGUUAGGGAUGUUAUAAAAGAAGUUGAAACUAGAGAUCAAGAUUUAUAUGAAAAGGUGGCUAAAGAUCUAAAACCUCUAACAGAAAAGUUUGAUAAGGAAAUUGAGGAAAUCAGUAAAUUGAGAGAAGAUGUUAAUAAACAAGUUAUCCCCUAUGGUGAACAAGUUCAAAGAUUAGCAUUACCAGGCCCAAGUGGUGAGGUGGCACCCAAAAUGAUAGCUGAUAUGAAUAAAGGAUUUACUCAAGAAUUGGCAUUCAUACAAACCCAGCAAUUGCCAUUACCAGCUGACAUCUUUUUGCAAACCUUAAAAGAGCCAAAUUAUGCGAAACAAAUUCUGGAUAAAUCCGGUGAAAUAAAUAAGAAAUUGGGUCAGAAAAAAAGCCCAUUUGAGCACAACAAAAGCUAACAGAAAGAAAAAUAAGGAUGAAAUUGCCGAGUAUACUGAAGGAAUUGAUAUCAUAAGAAAAUACAGACAACGAAUUGGUAUUGUAGAGGAAGGAGCAAAAACAUUGAAAGUUGGUCAGGGUAUUUAUACACAAAAAAAGAGAAAUUCUUAUAUGAUUAACCCUAAUACUGGUGUUUAUGGAAAUGUAACAAUUGACGUGCCCAAACUUUAUGGCCAGCUCAAACUAAUUGCUCAUAAGGAUGGUAAAAAAGUCUAUGAUAAACAAGCGGACUUUGAUACCCUUGAUCUGCUCACAAAGCGGUUCAAUAGUAAAAAGAAGUAUUCACCAUUAUCUAAAAUGGUAUUUGAUGACCUGAACAGAAUAAGUGAUAUUCCAAUUCACCGAACAAGUAAUAAAUACAAAAAAAUCGGUGCAGGUGUUGUUUAUUAUAAUAAUCCAGUUGACCUACUGGACAGAUUAGAAUUAUUAGGUGGAUCCAUAUUGGCUGGAAAUAAUGGUGUGAAAAAUGAAUUUUCCAAAAUUGCUCACACACUAAAUAAAUUAGGCGUUCUAAAUAACAACCAGCUUAAUAGUCUAUUGAAGGAAUAUGUAAUCUAA
Porites lobata is the source of this 1069-nucleotide messenger RNA. NCBI's taxonomy places the organism in Eukaryota, Metazoa, Cnidaria, Anthozoa, Scleractinia, Poritidae. The record is from the annotation of a GenBank genome assembly.